Messenger RNA from Rotaria sordida, 7131 nucleotides. NCBI's taxonomy places the organism in Eukaryota, Metazoa, Rotifera, Eurotatoria, Philodinida, Philodinidae. The record is from the annotation of a GenBank genome assembly.
AUGUAUUCCUCAAUUGUUAACAAAUCAAUAGAACCUUGUCCUAUAUCAUCAUCAUCAUCUCCUAUUACAACAUCAUUAAUCUCAAAUAAUGAUAGUAUACCUAUCAGUAAUAAUUCUACAUCAUCAUCAUUACAAACAUAUGGAAAAAAAGAAAAUACAUUAACAAAUAUUUCAUAUUCAUCAUACAAUUGUUCAAAUGAUUAUUAUACAAAAAAACGUAUUGAAGAAUUACAUGAACGUAUGGAUGAUAUACAAAUAUCAAGUUUUUUAAAAUUUAUUAAUUAUCAUUUAUCAUUAAAAAAAGAUAAUGAAAAGAAAAUUUUUAUAAAAGAUUUAUCAAAAGAUUUAUGUAAUGGACAUGUUUUAAUUGAUUUAAUUGAAUUAUUUUCAUCAACAAAAUUAAAACGUGAACAUGGUCAUACACGUUUUCAUUCAUUAGCAAAUGUUCAAUAUGUUUUAGAUUAUUUAAAAAUACGUAUGCAACAUAUUGAUAUAACACCAUAUGAUAUUGUAUCAGGAAAUCGUAAACAAAUCUUAGCAUUAUUAUGGAUUAUAAUGAGAAUAUUUGAUUUGCCAGCAUUUCGUAUAGCAAAUAAAAAUUGUUUUGUAGAAAAAACACUUUUAGGUUUUGGACAAGAUCGUAGUACUAUUAUAAAUUGGUUAAAUAAUAUUUUAAAUCAAAGUUUAAAUACAAAAGAAAUUUAUAUUAAAGAUUUUUAUAUCCAUACGUGGGAUGAUAGUUAUUAUUUAUCAUUAAUUAUUAAAUAUUUAAUACCAUUAAGUAUAAAUUAUUUAACAAAUAAAUGUUUUAAUUAUUUAAAAGAAUUAGAUAAAUUAAAUUCUUAUGAUCGACAACGUUUUCUAUUAUGUUUAAAUAUUUCAAAUUAUUGUUUUAAUACAAUAACAAUUAUUGAUUUGACAGAUAAAAGUGAAAAAUGUUUAUUUAAAUAUUUUGCUGAAUUAAAACAAAAUAUUUUAAAUAUUCUCAAAGCAAAUCAUAUCGGAAAAUUAAUUCACAAUAAUCCUUAUGCUAAACAAGUAUUUGAUACAGUUAUUCAAACAGAAACAGAACAUUCUUCACAUGUAAUUAAUAAUAAUGAAGAAUAUUUAAGUUGUAUUGAAGAUGAUCAUCAACAAGUAUCAACAGAAAAACAUAGAAGAUUGCCUAUGGAUUCUAUAGAUGAUAUAACACCGUCAUUAUCAUCAUCAAAUAAUAUUGAUGAAUCAUCAGAUUUACGAACAGUAGAAAGAUCAAGAUCGUUUUAUGAUGAACAACAAGAAGCAAAAUUAAAGCGAAUAAAUUCUUCGGAGAAAAUCGAGGAUUUAGAAAGUAAUUUCCAUAUGAUAAAUACUCAUAAUGAAAUGCCAAAAGAAGAACAGACUGAAAUGAUAACUGAUCAAUCAGAACAGCUUAAUGGCUUAGUUGAAAAUUUACAACACAGUGUAUCAUCAAUUGAACAAAGUGAACAAGAUACAAAUAGCUAUAUAGAUGCUGAGGAAUCAAUAACUCCAAUUGAAGAUUCUGAACAAUUUCUAUCAACAAUUGAACAACCUACAAUUAUUAAUAAUGAAACAAAAGAAAUGACAUUAACACAAAUUGAAAAUCAACUAAAUGAAAAAUUAGAACAAUCUACAGAUGAUUAUGAAGAGUCACAACAAAUUACAACGUCACAAAAAGAAAUUGUACAACCAAUUGAAAAUAAAAAUUCUAUUACUAUAGAUGACAUAUUAGAACAACCAAUUUAUAUAAUUGAAGAAUUAUCACAUCCUAUAGUAUUAAUUGAAAAAUCAAAGCAAAUUACAACAGAAGAACCAAAAACUCAAUCAAUAACUUCAGUCGAAGAAAAUAAACAAUCUACAGAUGAUUAUGAACCAUCAGAGCAGUUUACAAUAUCCCAGGAAGAGAUUGAACAAUCUGUUGAAAAUAAAAAUUCUAUUACUACGGAUGAAACAUUAAAACAACCAAUUCUUAUAAUUGAAGAAUUAUCACACCCUGCAGUAUUAAUUGAAAAAUUAGAGGAAAUUACAAUUGACAAACCACAACAACAAUCUAUAACUUCAAAUGAAGAAGAUACAACACAAAUGACAAAUGAAUAUGAAAAAAUGGAGCAUAAUAAACUUGACGAACCUACAAACCAAUCAAUAAUACCAACAGAGGAGAAUAAACAAUCUACAGAUGAUCAUGAACAGUCACAACAGUUUACAACGUCCCAGGAAGAAAUUGAACAAUCUGUUGAAAACAAAAAUCCUAUUACUACAGAUGAAACAUUAGAACAACCUACGUUUAUAAUUACAGAAGUAUCACAACCUGUAGUAUUGAAUGAAAAUUUAGAACAAAUUACAAUUGAAGAACCACAACAACAAUCUAUGAGUUCAAAUGAAGAAGAUAAACAAAUGACAAAUAAAUAUGAAAGAUUAGAACAAACUUUAGCAUUAAUUAAAGAAAUUGAACAAUCAGUUAAAAAUAAAUCGUCUAUUACGGAAGCUGAUCAAUCAAUAAGCACAAACGAAGAAGAAGAAGACGAACUAUAUUUAAUAUUAAAUGAAAACAUUAAACAAUCUAAUGUUGAAAUCGAGCCAUUAGAGCAAUCCACAAUUGCAAUUGAAGAUAAAACCCACGAACAAUUGAAUACAUCAACUGAAGCAAAUAAUAUAUCGACAAUUGAAUAUGAAAAAUUGGAACAACCAAUUUCAAAUGAAUCUUCUAGUAUUACAAAUCAAAGAUUAGAACAACUCACAACUGAACAACCAUUACAAUCAAUUGUAUCAAAUGACAAUGAAGACAUAAAACAAUUUACUGUUGAACCUGAAAAAUCAAAUCAAUCACCAGUUCAAAUUGAACAAAACGAAGAAUCCAUUGAAAAUCAAAUAAAUAUCGAAUCAACACCAGAUUUAUCAUCAAACAAAGAUUUUCAACAAACAACACCAACAAAACUUGAUAAUUAUCACAUUCCAGUCGAUGAAAAUUCAGAACAACAUACAACUAAACAAUCAUCACAAGAUGAAAUAUCAGAUGAAAAAACAUGUAUUAAAAAUAAUUCAUCGAUCAUAACAAAUAAGAAAUUGGAAAAACCUACAGUUAUCGAAUUACCACAACCUAUUACAUUAAAUGAAGAUAUUAGCAAAUCCACAAUUGAAAAUCAAGAGUUCAUUGCCGAUACCGAAAAUUUAACACAAACAAUAGUACCAUCUCAAGAAAAUCCGCAUUGUCCUACUUCGGAUGAACAAUUAACACAACCUAAAAUUUUAGUUAAUCAACCAGAACAACGUACAGUUCCAGCUGAACAACCACUGUUAACAACAGCAACAAUAGUUAAAGGCCCAAGAUAUUCUGAUGUUGUUAAUAGACAAUUACCAAAGGCAACAAAUGAAUCCGCAAAACCUACAGAUUCAUUUAAAAAACAAGACUAUUCAAUAGAAUCAAAGAAAAAAAUCAUUUCACCUAUAGUAACGAUUGAAACACCUAAACAAUGUAUCAAUACAGCUGAUGAAACCGAACAAGUUCCUUUGAUAAGUACAAUUAAAGAACCGGAACAAUCUGAAGUAUUACUUGAAAAACAAGAACCAUCUACCACUAUCAUUGAAGAUGCACAUGAUACAUCAAUAAUAUCAAAUGGAGAAAAUCAAAUAUCAUCAACAAAAAGUAAUAAAUCGAGACGAUCUAAUGCUAAAAGAAGAAAAUCAAAAAAGUCAUCAGUUACAAUUGAAAAUUCCCCACAAAAUAUCAUUAAUAAUAAUGACGAUGAUGAUGAUAAUGAAGAAAAAAUUGAAACAUCAUUACCUUCUCAAAAUCUAAAAAGUAUUAUUCCAGAACAACAAACAAGUAACAUUGAAUCAGAAAUUGAAAAAUCGUUAACAACACUUAAUAGAUCAUCUCAUGAUAAUACAUCCACAAAUCAUUCAAAUCCUCAAAAUUCAAGUGCCUUACGAUCUCGUAAAAACAAAAAGAAAACAACAACAACAGCAUCAAUCGAAAAAUCUUCAUCUCCUAUUAAUUCAACGACAACGGAUAAUCGAAAUGUAUUUCUUAUUACAAAAGAAUGUCUACAUGAUCGAAAAAUACUUCUAUUCGGUUGUGUUUUUAUUCUUAUGUUGAUUAAAGCUUUUUUAUUUAAUUAUUCAUUUCAACGUAUAACAACCUAUCGAUGGUUAUCAAAAACUCAUCAACCAUCACUUUUUGAACCAAAAUGGGCAUCAAUAUUUGCUAAAGCAACAACUAAUUCAUAUUUACCAUCAUCAUCAACAUCAGUUAAUAAUAAUAAAAAACCAUUUGUCAUGCUUUUUCCACCACCAAAUGUAACUGGAACUGUUCAUUUGGGUCAUGCAUUAACUACAUCUGUUCAUGAUUGUCUUUUAAGAUGGCAUACAAUGCAACAAAAAUCAUAUGCUCGUUGUGUACCAGGUUAUGAUCAUGCUGGCAUUGCUACACAGGUUAUUGUUGAAAAACAUAUAGCACCUCAAACACGUGAACAAUUAGGUAGAGAAAAAUUUCUUGAAGAAUGUUAUCAAUGGUCUUCAAAUUAUCGUCAAACAAUUGAAACUCAAUUAAAACGUUUAUGUCCAUUAUUUGAUUGGUCAAAUGCUUAUUUUACAAUGGAUAAAAAUCUUGUUGAAUAUGUUCGUGAUUCAUUUUUACAUUUAUAUAAUAAUGGUCUUAUUUAUCGUGAUCGACGUAUUGUUAAUUGGUGUUGUCAACUUCGGUCAGUUGUUAGUGAUAUUGAAGUUGAUUCAAAAGAAAUAAAUGGACGAGAAAAAUUUUCUAUUCCGGGAUAUAAAAAAGAUAUUGAAUUAGGUAUACUUUAUAAUAUUGCAUAUAAAAUUAUUGAUGAACAACAAGAUAAAGAAAUUAUUGUUAGUACAACACGGCCAGAAACAAUUUUAGCUGAUACAGGUAUUGCUGUUCAUCCAAAUGAUUCUCGUUACAUAUCAUUAAAAAAUAAAUUUGUUCAAAAUCCAUUUAAUCCUCAAGAUUAUUUACCAAUUAUAUUUGAUGAAAAUGUUGAUCAAAAUUUUGGUACUGGUGCAGUUAAAUUAACACCAGGUCAUGAUACAUUUGAUUAUACAUUAGCAAUGAAACAUAAACUUGAAAUUCGAACUAUGUUAAAUGAUCAAGGUUAUGUACAACUUGAUUUAAAUCAUCCAUAUUAUCAUGAAUUAAAUAAUUUACAUCGUUAUGAUGCACGUGAAAAAGUACUUCAAUUACUUGAAAAUAAAGGAUUAAGAAGAGGAGAAAAGGAACAAGAAAAAAUGGUUGUACCUCUAUGUAGUCGAACAGGUGAUAUUAUUGAACCAAUGGUUAAAGAACAAUGGUUUCUUGAUACAACUGAAAUGUGUCGUCAAGCUUCAUCCAUUGUUGAUAAUAAUAAUCUGAAAUUAACACCAUCAUCUACUUGUAAAGUAUGGAAAUAUUGGCUUGAUAGUCCUCGACCAUGGUGUUUAUCAAGACAACUUUGGUGGGGACAUUCAAUACCUAUGUAUCGAUGUUCAAUAAAUAAUAAAUCAUCUGAAUAUAAAUGGAUUGGUGCAAAAUCACUUGAAGAAGCAAAAAUAAAAGCUAAAGAAUUAUUUCCAAAUAUUCCAUUAAAUUCAAUUCAUAUUGAACAAGAUCAAGACGUACUUGAUACAUGGUUUUCAUCAGGUUUAUUACCAAUGUCAAUAUUUAAUAAAAAUAAUUCACAAGAAUUUCCAACAACAUUACUUGAAACUGGUUAUGAUAUAAUGUUCUUUUGGGUUGCUCGUAUGGUUAUGCUUAGUCUUAAACUAACAAAUCAAUUACCAUUUCAUGAAGUACUUUUUCAUGGAUUAAUUUGUGAUUCAAAUGGAAAAAAAAUGUCAAAAUCAUUAGGUAAUAUAAUUGAUCCAAUGGAUGUUAUUAAUGGUAUAAGUCUUCAAUCAUUACAAAAACGUCUUGAACAAUCACAUUUAUCACGUAAUGAAAUUGAACGAGCUAAACGUGCACAAGCUAUUCAAUAUCCAUCAGGUAUUGAACCAAUUGGAUCUGAUGGUCUUCGUCUUUGUCUUUUAUCUCAUGAUAUAUUUCAUCAAUCAAUACGUUUUGAUCCAACACAAUUCGAUUAUGUUGCACGUUAUUGUAAUAAAUUUUGGAAUGCUUAUAAAUAUGUAAAAGAAUUUGCCUUAGCUGAUAUGAAUUUUCAUCAUGAAAAUAUAUCAAAUAUAAAUUAUGAACAAAUAGAAAAAUUAGUAAAAAAUCGUCUUGUUGAUCGUUGGAUAUUAAAUGAAUUAAAUAAAACAAUAGGAAAAGUAAAUGAUUGUUUAAAUAAUUAUACAUUUCAUCUAGCUAUUGUCCGUCUACGUGAUUCAUUUUUAAAAGAUUUUUGUGAUUUUUAUAUUGAAUUUAGUAAAAUUCCUAUUAAACAACAAUCAAUAGAUAAUAUAAAAUCAAAUGUUCAGAUAUUACUUUAUUAUUUACUUAAACAAUAUCUUAUUCUUUAUCAUCCAUUUUUACCAGCUAUGACAGAAGAAUUAUGGGAAGAUUUAACAAAUGGCAAACAAGGUUAUCUUAUUCAUCAAUUAUAUCCAACCAUGAAAAAUAUUGAAAAUAUUAAUCCCAUUGAUUCUCAAGUAGUACAAAUAAUUCGUUUAAUUUUAAAAAAUGCAACAUAUUUCAAACAAAUGCUUCGUUUAUCACGUGAUUCUGAUAUUAUCAUUCAUUUUUAUAAUCAAGAUAAAGAAGAUUUAUCAAUACAUGUAGAAACUUAUUUAACAGAAAUUCGUACAAUAACUCGAUUAAAUAAUAUUCAUGUUUGUCGUUCAUCAUCGUCAUUGAAUAAUUCUUUUAAUUUAUCAAAAUUUUCAUUUCGUGAUUAUAUAACUGAUAAUAUAGAACUUAUAUUUAAUUUAAAUGAUAAUAAACAAUCAAGAGAACUUGUUGAAAAACAUGAAGAACGAUUAAGUAAACAAGUUGAUAAAUUACAUGAUGAUAUAGGUGUUAAUGAGAUAACGAUGAAAUUUUAUCAAGAAAAUAAUGAUCUUGAAACUCUUGAACGUGAACAACGUCGACGUGAAAGUUUAUCUGACGAUCUUAAAUUAACUCAACAAAGACAUGAAAGAUUUGUUGAAUUAGCUCAAAAACGAACUAUUAUUGAAAAAAAGAAUAAAAAUCAUAGCUGA